Molecule: messenger RNA, 865 nt
Organism: Notechis scutatus (mainland tiger snake)
Lineage: Eukaryota; Metazoa; Chordata; Lepidosauria; Squamata; Elapidae
Source: RefSeq, a predicted model, not a curated record
UCACGUGUGCAGAACUGGGCCCCGUCGCCUAGCAACCGUCGCUUAAAGGCCUGGGCGGCCCGGCGCUGUUCCCGAGGCGCCAUCAUGAGCGACCAACUGAAAUUCAUUGUUGAGAAGCUCAACAAAGAGCCCUUCAAAAAGAAUUUCAACUUAAUCACUUUUGACUCUCUGGAAUCGACGCAGCUCUUACAGUUACUGAGUGAUGUUCUGGGUGAGAUUGAUCCCAAGCACAUCGUUGACAUUAGAGAAGAAUUGCCAGAACACACAGCGAAACGGAUGUUGACCCUCCUCGGCAUUCUUAAAUACAAACCUCCAGGAGGUACCAGUGACUUGAGCAACUUCCGUCAAGGCUUAGUGACGGGAAGCAAGCCCGUCAUUCACCCUGUCCUGCAUUGGCUCCUUCAGAGGACCAAUGAGCUCAAGAAAAGGGCCUACCUGGCCCGCUUUCUGAUCAAGAUUGAUGUGCCAACCGAGUUCCUUCAGGACGACACAGUGGCUGAUACCAACAGACAGUACGAGGAACUGAUGGAAGCUUUCAAAAGCUUACAUAAAGAAUGUGAACAGCUCAAGACCUCUGGCUUUUCAACGGCGGAAAUAAGAAGGGAUAUCACCGCAAUGGAAGAGGAAAAGGAUCAGCUGGUGAAGCGAGUAGAACGGCUGAGGAAGCGGGUGGAGACGGUGCAGAACCAUCAGCGGAUGCUUGAAAUGGCCCGGCAGCUCCGGGUGGAGAAAGAGCGGGAGGAAAACCUCACCCAGCAGAAGCAAGAGCAGAAAAACCAGCUUUUUCACGCAGAGCAGCGGCUACACCGAGUUCAGCUUCAGCUCAAGGAUAUGCGUCAUGCAGCCGUGGAUUCCAAGCCAGAAA